AUGGCACAAGACUCAACUGACAUUAAAGAAACCAUUGGGGCUCUUGACGAUUAUGUUCUUCUAGGACGUAGUGGUUUGCGGAUUUCUCCUCUGUGUCUUGGAGCAUUGACUUUUGGCGAAAAAUUUGGAUUAGGUUCGAAUUAUGAGGAAUCUAAGAAGGUUUUCGACUAUUAUUAUGAAAAAGGCGGAAAUUUCUUCGAUACCGCUAACGCAUAUAAUUUUGGCGAGAGUGAAGAAUUCCUUGGAGAAUAUAUUGCUGAUAAACGUUCUCAAGUUGUAAUCGCUACAAAAUAUACUGAAAAUCCUACUGCUUUAAUGCCAACUGUCAGAUUUAACCCGAAUGCUG
Molecule: messenger RNA, 346 nt
Organism: Cetraspora pellucida
Lineage: Eukaryota; Fungi; Glomeromycota; Glomeromycetes; Diversisporales; Gigasporaceae
Source: the annotation of a GenBank genome assembly